Molecule: messenger RNA, 4412 nt
Organism: Haplochromis burtoni (Burton's mouthbrooder)
Lineage: Eukaryota; Metazoa; Chordata; Actinopteri; Cichliformes; Cichlidae
Product: protocadherin alpha-2-like
Exons: 1
Coding region: 1105-3528 (807 amino acids)
Biological process (GO): homophilic cell-cell adhesion
Cellular component (GO): plasma membrane
Molecular function (GO): calcium ion binding
Source: RefSeq, a predicted model, not a curated record
ACUCAGCAGUAUGACGUGUGUUUCAGCUCAGACACGCUCAAGAGUGACGUAGUGGUUUUCCCCGCCCCGUUUCCACCUGUAGAUGCGGAACUAAUCAGUAUUAACGGAGGAGACACUUUUACCAGGACUCAGACUUUACCUAACAAAGAGAAGGUAAGAUGCUUUCAAUCACUAAUUCCAGUUCAAGGGAUACCACCCCUGUCUGUAUUUUGAUACCCGCACAUAGCAUAAUACUGUAAUGUCAGUGUACAUGGUUUAAUGCAAAAUUCGUACAUUCAUACAGAAAAGUAGAUUACAUACGUUUUUAUUAGGGUAAUGCUACAACUAUAACUUCCCUCACUGAAGUAUUUUCUUAAUCAAUCGACUAUAUGAAAAGUGCUGGUCUAAUACAGUAAAUAACUAGUAAUUAUAUGGUCUGAAGCUGCAUAAUGGGAAAGGCGCUCUCCGCGGUGCUGAUUUCUCUUUGUCUGCUAGUCGUGUUUAGCUUCAUGUCCUAAAAUAGCUUAUCUAUGAGUCUCAACACCAUAAACUUGUAUAAAUAAAAUUUUAAAGUUACAUGCCCAUAAAUGAUCAGCUGGUCUAUAAUUUGUACCAUAUAAUUUACAGUACCUAAUAUGUUCGCCUGGAAAGGCAAAAUCGUUGGUUAUAUAACUUGUAAUGUUUUAACUGAAUGUGAAGAUUUUCUCUUUUCUACUUAACAAAACUCUUCCCUGAUUGCGUAGUUCCAAUUUACCUGGCUUUUUUUAGUGUGCACGACGUUUUCUGCAGCACAAAAAGUUAAUAUCUUAUGACAUCUGAUAUUCGUGAUCCAUUUCUGGUGUGUUUGGGAAAACAAACAAUCUCUAAAUAUUAAACUGUUGUCGAUAAAAGGAACACUAGAUGUCGCCCAAGACCACAAACUCACUGAUGUAGAUUAUGAGUUAAAGCUCCACCUUCACUGUUGGUGAAAUAGGAGACAGCCUCUGCGUUUCUGUCCGGGUUAGUAAAUCGCCUCGUCUUGAACGAUGGUAUCUACGUGUAGAGAGCUUGGUAGUCUUUCGGAUAUUUGUCUGCAUUAGUGAAUGAAGUGCGUUUAUUUCUCUGGAAUAAUAUCUACAAAACAGAAUGAGUCUCCGACACCACAGAGAGGGGGGAUGGAUGUUGUUCGCCAUUACUCUUUGUUUAUCCGGCUACUGUGUUGCUCAGAUUUCCUACUCCGUUUCUGAGGAGGUGGACAAAGGCACGGUAGUGGGGAAUAUCGCGAAGGAUUUGAACAUUAAUACACAACAACUGGAGGAACGAGGAUUUCGGAUUGUAUCGGGAUACAGUAAGGCAUAUUUUGAGGCUAAUUUACGGACAGGAGCUUUGUUCGUUGGCGAAAGAAUAGACCGAGAAGAGCUUUGUCCUAAUUUACCAAAGUGUUCUUUAAAUAUAGAGGGACUGUUAAACCAUCCCAUGAAUAUUUAUCGCAUUGAAGUCAGCAUUGUGGACGUCAACGAUAACGCUCCGACAUUCCUUGAACAAAUCCAUGUGUUUAAUAUCUCCGAAUCGUCUUCAACGGGAGAGAGGUAUCCGCUCCCGGCAGCUCAGGAUGCAGACACUGGCAGCAAUUCAGUGAAAUCCUACAAAUUAAGUCCAAACGAGCAUUUCUCCACAGAUGUCAGUAGCGGAGGAGACCAUUUGUCUGCUGAGUUAGUGCUGCAAAAAGCUUUAGAUCGAGAGAAACAAUCCGUUAUUAAACUAACAUUGACAGCCGUUGAUGGGGGAAAGCCUGUGAGAUCUGGCACCAUGCAGAUUUUUGUGAAUGUCAUAGACGUUAACGAUAACACGCCUUCAUUUAGUAAGGCGCUUCAUAAAGUAAUCGUCAGUGAAAGUGUGCCUAUAGGUACAACAAUACUCAAAUUAAAUGCAACAGACUUGGACGAGGGUUCAAACUCAGACGUCAGGUAUUCUUUACUGAAAAGAGGAAAUGUAGAUUCCCCUGAAAAGUUCAUUGUUAUUCCUGAGAGCGGUGAAAUCAUUGUGAAGGGUAAUCUGGAUUACGAGGAAAGCACUGCAUAUGAAUUACGAGUGCGCGCUAGCGACCAAGGCGCUUCCCCUCGUAGCGGUUAUUCUAAAGUGCUGUUAGAGAUUGUUGAUGUCAAUGACAAUGCACCACAGAUUUCAGUAACUUCACUUAUGAGCCCAGUAAAGGAAAAUGCUGAAAUUGGAACAGUAGUUGCACUUGUGACUGUAACGGAUAAAGACGGGGGGCAAAAUGGCCUCACCACUUGUAAAUUGAAAGAUUCCAUCCCAUUUAAAUUAAAGUCAAAUUACAGAAACUAUUACUCAAUAGUAGUUAACGGUCAGCUUGACAGGGAGACUUUAUCACAAUACAGUGUAACUAUAAUCGCUACCGAUGAAGGCAGUCCGCCUCUUUCAAGCAGUGCUGUAAUCACUGUGCACAUUUCUGAUGUUAAUGAUAAUGCACCGAGUUUUCCAGAUGGCUAUAUUAAUAUUUACGUGAAAGAGAACAGUAAAGUGGGAGAUAUAAUCACAAAAGUGACAGCAUGUGACGCUGACACAAAUGAAAAUGCUAAAUUAACGUAUUCGUUAAUAGAGAACUAUCCGAAUCAAUUUUCGAUUUCAACUGUUUUAAACAUAAACUCAGAGACUGGAGACAUAAUCAGCCUGCAGUCUUUUAAUUACGAGGAGCUGAAAAUGUUCCACUUUAAAGUUCAGGCCACAGACUCUGGUGUUCCUCCACUCAGCAGCAACGUCACUGUCAACGUUUUAAUCCUGGAUGAAAAUGACAACAGUCCCACGAUUCUCGCGCCAUAUUCUGAGCACGGCUCCGUUAACAGUGAGAGCAUCCCCUAUUCUGCUGAAGCGGGAUACUUUGUGGCAAAGAUCAGGGCUGUUGACGCAGACUCUGGAUACAAUGCGCUGCUUUCUUAUCACCUAUCUGAGCCCAAAGGAAACAACUUGUUCAGGAUCGGAACCAGCACCGGGGAGAUCAGGACUAAGAGGAGAAUGAGUGACAAUGACCUCAAAACUCAUCCCUUGGUGGUCUUGGUCUCUGAUAAUGGAGAACCCUCCCUGUCAGCUACUGUGUCGAUUGAUGUGGUGGUGGUUGAAAGCACGGCUGAAAUCCAGACUCAGUUCAGACAUAUGCCUGUAAAGGAGGACAGCUUCUCGGAUUUGAACCUGUAUCUGCUGAUCGCCAUUGUGUCGGUGUCCGUCAUCUUUCUGCUCAGCCUCAUCACUUUAAUAGCAGUCAGAUGCCACAGGACAGACGGCACUUUCAGCAGGUACAGCGCCCCCAUGAUCACCACCCACCCUGACGGGAGCUGGUCUUACUCUAAAGCUACUCAGCAGUAUGACGUGUGUUUCAGCUCAGACACACUCAAGAGUGACGUAGUGGUUUUCCCCGCCCCGUUUCCACCUGUAGAUGGAGAACUGAUCAGUAUUAACGGAGGAGACACUUUUACCAGGACUCAGACAUUACCUAACAAAGAGAAGGUAUGUGCUUUUGAGUUUUUAUUUGAGUGCUUUCUGUUUACAAUUUAGAUUUUAUAUUCACCGCAUCAUCAGACUCUCAAAUUAAAGCAACGAAAAAGUAGGAAUCCCCCGGUUGUCAUAGCCGUUAAUAUCACCGCUUAUUGUAAUAUCAGCACUCACGAUUAACCUUCUUAUCUACCACACUUCGAGAACAAAGCGAUCGUGCCCAUUUUGUUCCCCUGUUUUUUUAGAUUCCUGUCUGCUUAACAAAUCAUUGCUCAUGCUGGUGGCUACAGCGCUAUCCGUGGUGCUGAAACAAAGAUGCAACGUUACGAUUGAACUCUCAGUGCCAGUAUACUCAGAACCUUUUUUUAUUUAUUUAUUAAAAUUAGUUAAAAGCACAAGGUCAUAUUUUGGCGAAGAGGUGUUUUCUUUUUUUUUAUUAUUAUUAUUAUUGUAUCACUUCUGUUUUAUUUCAUUUUAAUUUGCUGUGAAUUCACUUUCUUUCUAAAUACACUGCACUACUGAGGUAAUAUUCUAGCCUUUAAUGCCUCUUCAGAGUUUCGGGUUCAUGUCUAAAAACGGAUAUGCGCAAAUAUUUAAGUAUUAUAUAUAAAAACUGACAACUGACCAAGACAAAAACUCCAAGACUGGAAACGUAAUUGUAAAAUAUUUGUAAUGCAACAAAUCAUGGGGGCUUAAUGUUGCUCAUAUUUCUCUUGAGUCGUCUCACAUUUGCCACACGGUGUCGUUGGAGACCGUAUAAACAAUUGUAUAUCUAUAACUCCACCCUGUACGGGAAUACUGAGGCCGUCAUUGGACACCAGUUUAAAGACACAUUGGGACUAUACUGUGGCGAGAAGGGCUGCUGCUGCUGGAUAAUGGUGUUUAUAGCGGAUAUUUACAGGAUAUAGAAUCAUCUGGAUUUACAGAUUUAUGCGUUGACUGUUCAA